Strongylus vulgaris is the source of this 249-nucleotide messenger RNA. The record is from the annotation of a GenBank genome assembly. Lineage: Eukaryota; Metazoa; Nematoda; Chromadorea; Rhabditida; Strongylidae.
AUGGCGACAUCUUUAGCCAAUGUUUCGGAUAACUCGGCCGUUCGUGGCCGAGAGAAACUCCGUGACGUAGCCGCUCAGGCUAUAACGAAGGCCUGGAAGCAUUCAAGACCAGCAACGUGCGCAUUGGCAAAGCAAGUCAAUGGCUCUAGUCAUUCUUUAUUACAAGACGAAUUUUUUAAUGCGGUAGGCCAUCGAGUCUAUGGUAUCCUACAAGUUAACUCGUUCCGGAAGGGGAGACCCCAAAAUUAG